This is a messenger RNA of Eurytemora carolleeae, 1847 nucleotides long. RefSeq names its product transmembrane protein 39A. The coding region runs from base 96 to 1406 and encodes 436 amino acids. Gene Ontology annotation, cellular component: membrane. The record is from RefSeq and is a predicted model, not a curated record. NCBI's taxonomy places the organism in Eukaryota, Metazoa, Arthropoda, Copepoda, Calanoida, Temoridae. The transcript is spliced from 14 exons.
GUUCCGAGAGAGUUUGGAUCCCGCUGCUCCAAUCGGAGAAACCAAACCCGGUGUAGGAAUUCACAUUCUUCUCAUUAUCAAUCUAAAACAGGAGUAUGGCUGGUGGAAGGCGGGGUACUGCACGAAGUACAAGACCCCCUGUACCCCCUAGCCCUGCAGUUAAUCCUGUCAAACCUUCAUCACCAGGUUGUGAUGAAAUCUACCCACCCCAACCAGUUCCUCUCCCUGAUAUACCUCACGAUUCACAAACUACAUUCGAGGUGUUGGUGUUUAUGUACAACCUGGCCGGUCUAGGACUGCAGUAUUUGAACCUGUACAGAAGUGUCUGGUGGUUACCACACAGCUACAAUAGUACAGCGGUCAGUUUCUACCUGAUCGACCCGUCAGUAAUCGCGUUCUCCGUUCUACUCCUGGGUAGAAGGUUACUAUGGUUGGGACUCAAGGCAGCAUUUGUUCAUCUCCUAGCCGUAGCGUCAACUGGCAGGUUUUUGAAUUUUUCCAAAUACUGCUUCAGUGGACUUCUGUUAAACCUUCUAUUUUAUAUUUCCUACUUCAUCAUGAGAAGCCACAGUUUAGUAACUAUCCUGUAUCUGGUAUACCCCUUCUCUCUAUACAUAAUUCUAUUCGGGGUCUCCCUCUCCCCCUUCCUCGACCUCAUCCCAGGGACCCAGGGCAGGAUCAGGAUAUACAAGGAUAAGCUUGGAAUCUAUAGAACCAAUCUAGCAGCUGCCGGAGGUCUGAUAACCUCACCGGAGCUGGUGAGAACAGAGGUUGCCAUCACUAAAGCAGAUUUCAACGCUAGAUUAAAACAGGUUUUGUUUAAUGCAUUGUUGAACUCCUACUAUGCUGGCUGUAUUCCAUGUCUUUUCGCUCAGUCCUUCCUUCAAAUGGAGUUUUGGUGGGUUCUUCAGCACUCGAUAAUCAUAUUCUUGGGUUCAUGUACACUUUACCUUGUUCAGCUGUUUCCUGCUGGAUACCACAACCUACUGCACCGUGGAGUACUAAGCCUGGGUAUCUGGACGAGAAUGACCGGAAGACUCUCUCCUAGCUUUUACUCCACGUGGUCUCCAGCCACCAUGUGGCCAGGAGGAUCUAUUGUUAGACAUGGGAAGGAUCUUUACAAAGCCGAAGGGACAGUAAACGCAGGCGAGCCAGGGAACAACCAUCAUAUCAGAUAUUAUUAUAUGUUCUCUGAUCCAAGUAUAGCUACUGCCUGUGUUCUCAGCCUACAGGGUUUACUAGUGACCUACCAACUCUACCUCCUUAUCCGGUCACAUGUCUGGUAUCAUCUUAUAUCUCAGGGAAUACUGCUUUUUAUCCACUACUAUACACUGUUCAAGUUAUCUAGAGACUAUUUAGUGCUCUCCAAGGUGUAUCAGGCGGAGCAGGUUCUACAGGGGAGAUAAUCCUAUUCCAACUCAUAUUCUGGAUCCUAGCUCUAUACAGACACCUCUAUAUCCUGAUCCUACUUGUAAACUUAGUCCUCCCAUCAUCUGUUUUAAGUGUUCAAUGUCUCCAAGGAUAUUAUAUGUAAGGAGAGAGAAAAGGGAACUCUCUACUCUACGUGAUGUACUAGGAGAGAGUAGGAACUAGAUUUAUACAUUUGUCACAAACAAACUUUCCCCCUCUCCAUACUUCUAAUUGUUCUAAUUGUGUCUGACUAUUCACUCUGUAUUAAACAUUACAAAUUUUAUUUGUUUAUUUUGUGCAUUCUGGAACUGGAGACCGUAAACGGUUUCAUGUACUGUACAACGAGAUACUAUGAAGGAUCCGGAAGUAUCUAAGUCGCAAAUAUUUGUCAACAUUGUACAGCUGUUUGUUAAACAAUAAAGUAAACCAAGUCAUGA